Lycium barbarum (goji berry) is the source of this 1005-nucleotide messenger RNA. RefSeq lists its product as uncharacterized. Bases 1 to 1005 code for a protein of 334 amino acids. The transcript is spliced from 4 exons. NCBI's taxonomy places the organism in Eukaryota, Viridiplantae, Streptophyta, Magnoliopsida, Solanales, Solanaceae. The record is from RefSeq and is a predicted model, not a curated record.
AUGGCUGUCAAGGAAAAUGACCCAAAACUGAAUGAGAUCGAAUCAGUCUUGAUCAAGAAAUUUGGCGAGACAUUGGCUAAAGGGGCUUUAACUUGGAAAGGAUGUUUUCUCCUCGUGGUUCCGGAUGAAUGGGGAACUGAGGCUUUCACUAUGGGUCUCAACACUCUGAAUUCGGUUGCUUCACGAAAACUCAAGGAAAAUAUGCUAGAGUUCCAGGCAAUGACAUGGGAAGAUGUUUACAAUCGAUGUACGUCGAAGAUUCCCGUAGAAGAUGAACAUAUAGGUUGCUUUCUGGCACAAAGAAAACAAGAAGUUACUGAACACCUUAUUGAGUAUAAAGAGAUACAUAGUGGUAUGUCUUUCAAAGAUAUACAUGAAGCUAGGAAUUUGUUGAGCUUGUAUGCAAUGGUUAAUAAGAAGGAGUUAUUGCUUUUAAAGAGUGACAACAAUAGGUUGAGAUAUAGGUGUGAAGAGGGUUGCCAAUUUAUUUGUCUAAUAUCCAAGGACAAAGGCAGGGAGGGCUGUAGAGUGAAGACAUUAAACACAAAACAUGAUUGUAAUGAGAAGUUUAAGAACGGUACGGUUGAUUAUUUAACCAUUGCACACUACUUCAAGAGGAAGUUGCAAGAUGAUCCUAAGUACAAAUGUAAAAGGGCAAAGAGAAUGAUCUUGGAGAAGCUGGAAGGAAGUUUCAAUGAUGAUUACAACAAGUUGGCGGGUUAUGCCAAAGCUUUGAGGGAUAGUAAUCCUGGAUCUAAUGUGGUUAUUAACUUAUCUAAGGAGGCACUACUUCAAGGCAAAAGAAAAUUCCUUAGAAUGUACAUUUGUUUCCAGGCCCUAAACAUGGGAUACAAAGAUGGUUUGAGGCCAUUUAUUGGUCUUGAUGGCACUUUCUUGAAAGGGAAAGCAAAAGGCCAAUUGUUAGUGGCUCUUGGGCAAGACAACCAGACCCAUUUCUAUCCUCUAGUAUGGGCAGUUGUUGAUAAAGAAACAAAGAGGAGUUAG